This is a messenger RNA of Drosophila serrata, 1558 nucleotides long. It is a transcript of the gene Septin2, whose product is annotated as septin 2. The record is from RefSeq and is a predicted model, not a curated record. Lineage: Eukaryota; Metazoa; Arthropoda; Insecta; Diptera; Drosophilidae. Gene Ontology annotation, molecular function: GTP binding.
UCUUCAGUAACUCCGGUCACACUGCUACAGAUUCGCUGGCGACGCCUUUGCGGGAUACUUUUUUUGAUUUGGAUUAGAAUAUUGGAAAAUGUCGGCUGAAGUGGAUUUCGUCAACAAGAAGGAGGUUCAUCUUCGCAACCUAAAGCAGUCUGGCCAUGUGGGCUUCGACAGUCUGCCGGACCAAUUGGUCAACAAGAGUGUGCAGAACGGAUUUGUCUUCAACGUCAUGUGCAUAGGCGAGACCGGACUGGGCAAGUCGACGCUGAUGGACACGCUGUUCAACACUAGCUUUGAGUCCACGCCGAGCCCCCACACCCUGCCCAGCGUUAAGUUGAAGGCACACACCUACGAGCUGCAGGAGAGCAACGUGCGGCUUAAGCUGACCAUCUGCGACACGGUGGGCUAUGGCGACCAGAUCAACAAAGACGACUCCUUCAAGGCGGUGGUCGACUACAUUGACGCCCAGUUUGAAAACUAUCUGCAGGAGGAGCUGAAGAUCAAGCGCUCAUUGGUAACGUGCCACGACAGCCGCAUCCAUAUUUGUCUGUACUUUAUCUGCCCGACGGGACAUGGGCUCAAGUCGCUGGAUCUAGUGUGCAUGAAGAAGCUGGAUAGCAAGGUGAACAUCAUUCCCGUGAUCGCUAAGGCCGACACCAUCUCCAAGGUAGAGCUGCAGCGCUUCAAAGCGAAGAUCAUUCAGGAACUAAACACCAAUGGAGUGCACAUCUACCAGUUCCCCACCGACGACGAGACGGUGGCCGACACGAACACUAGCAUGAACUCACACAUUCCCUUCGCCGUAGUUGGCAGCACGGAGUUCAUCAAGGUGGGCAACAAGCUCAUACGAGCACGCCAAUAUCCCUGGGGCACUGUCCAGGUGGAGAACGAGACGCACUGCGAUUUUGUGAAGCUGCGCGAGAUGCUCAUUCGCACCAACAUGGAAGACAUGCGCGAAAAGACACACACGCGGCACUACGAGCUCUACCGCCAGAAGCGGCUGGAGCAGAUGGGCUUCAGCGACGUUGACAGCGAGAACAAACCGAUUUCGUUCCAGCAAACGUUCGAGGCCAAACGCUCCAACCACCUGGCCGAGCUGCAGUCCAAGGAAGAGGAGGUUCGUCAGAUGUUUGUCCAGCGGGUGAAGGAGAAGGAGGCGGAGCUGAAGGAGAGCGAGAAAGACCUGCAUGCCAAGUUCGAGAAGCUGAAGAGGGACCAUGCCGAGGAAAAGCGCAAGCUCGAGGAGUCGCGCAAGGCCCUCGAGGAGGAUUAUCUCGACUUCCAGCGGCGCAAGCAGCAGUUGGCCACCGCCCACCACACGCUUACCCUGGGCAAGAGCAAGAAGAAGUAGAAUCCGGCUCCGACGAGCAAUGUAUUGAGAAUUCUGUGCGGUUCGCGUAUCCCAAAGUAAUUAUUGCUUUCUCAUCUCGUUGUCUUUCAUUUGUACUAUUAAGUUUACUUCAAAUAUUAACAUAUAUACACACUACACACGCAUAUGUACGCAUAUAUGAAUAUGUAUUUACAACUAACGAAUAAAUCGAACUUAGUAUUUUAACAACUA